GUGAAAUGACGGCAGGAAGUGCAUUUGUCCGAAAAGCGAAAUCCUUCGUCGCUCUUGACUUGUCAAGAAGUGAUGAAGCUGCUCUGUGGCAUAGAACGUUGGAUUCGACGGGAUCCCCAGACACGUUGUCAAACUAUGACGAAAGCGACGACGGAGGAGCCGACAAUGUGAACGUCGUCGUGAGGGUCCGCCCCAUGAACCAAAGGGAACUGGCCAACAGUGAGGAGACCUGUGUGCAGUUCCCUGGCGAAGGGCAGCUUUGGAUGGACGGUUACGGAAAGGACCCAAGGCCGAAACCUUUCACAUUCAAUGUGGUGUUCGAACCGGAUGCAACCCAAGAGGACCUCAUUGAGCACUCCGGAAUCACGAGACUAAUUGAAAUGGCUUUAGAUGGAUAUUCUUGCACCGUUUUCUGCUACGGACAAACCGGAAGUGGGAAAACUCAUACCCUGACUGGGUCACCUGGUCUGAAGAAAGACUUCUACUCGGAGGAUCACGGACUCAUGUACAGAAGCUUUGUGUACCUUUUCAAAUGCUUGGACCAGACGAAGGAGGAAGGAGUCACUUACAGCGUCAGGGCAUCGUAUCUGGAAAUUUACAAUGAACAAGUAUUGUCUCUUUCUCUCGAGCUUGCUAGAUUUAAUUCAGGCCAGGUGAAAGACCUACUAAACCCGAAUCCGUCACAACGUUCUUUGGCAGUGCGGUGGUCAAAAAGGCAGAAGCGGGGAUUUUACGUGGAAAACCUGUUCACAGUGGAGUGUGCCGAAUUGGAUGACCUGAUUGCAGUUCUCGAAGAAGGCAUAGCAAACAGACACAUCAGUGGACAUGCCAUGAAUGAGUACUCCAGCAGGAGCCACGCGAUGUUGACUGUGCAUGUCACCAGAGAAGAAAAGGAGAAUGACGAAGGAGUGUACAUCUCCAAACACGGCAAGAUCAAUUUUGUGGACUUGGCCGGCAGCGAGAAGACCAAAGAGACCCACUGCGUCGGUCAGAAAUUGGUAGAGGCCAACAACAUCAACAAAAGCCUGCUUGUCCUAGGUACUUGCAUUUCUGCGCUGAGUGAUCCCAAGAAAAGGGAUGGACACAUUCCCUUCAGAGACAGCAAGCUUACCAAGUUACUUGCUGAUUCCCUAGGGGGCAAUGGAGUUACUUUGAUGGCAAAAUCCUUGUUGACGCUUAGAUACGCUGCCAGUGCCAAGAAAAUUAAAACGAAGCCGAUUGUGAUCAUGGACCCCAGAGACAAACUCAUCUUGGUCCUGAAACGUGAGGUGACCAGUUUGCAGAAAGAAAACAACUACUUGAAAAGCCAACUCGGUCUAUCUGACACUGACAAGGUGGAAAUAGACAAGGAGUGGCUGGAAAGUAAUAAGCAGGAGGGAGAAGCAGAUAAAUCUACAAAAGGUGGGGAACGUCCGAUCAACAACAAACGGAGGAAAUCUUUGCUGACUGCGGAGAGUUUGUCUAAAAUGCCAUUACCCGAAGUAGCGACGAUGGUCUCUGGUCUGAUUGAGGAAAACGAUACCCUGAGGUCGGAGAAUCUGGAAUUGUAUUCCAUGAGAGACCAGCUCAUCAGAGACCACGAAAUGGUUUGCAAGGAAAACGAGCUGCUUCUGAGGAAAUACGAAGCAGCUGAACAAGCCAUAGCUGCAACAGAAAGACCUCAAUCGCAGCCAAAAAUAAAUGGACUCCUGAAUGGAAUGAGCUUGAGUCAAGAGAGCCUUGCUGAUAGCUUCAGAGUUCCACAACAAAGACCGAAAAAGAGCGGGGCUCGGUUUUCAAGAUCCCGUCGAGGUUCGCCGAAAAAUAAGACGUUGCCUGACAACGUCAGCAAGGAAUUGGACAGACGUCGAAUCGGCAAAAGCAAUGAGGAGCCCGACCUGAAAGCCCGGAGAAGUGCCACCAAGAGAGACCAACUGGGCGCCACAUCCCCGACAUCAACCAAGUCAGCGGAGACCCCCGGAACCAGGGCACCCAGCAGACUCAGCCUGGAGCUCCCGGCAACAGUUAUUGACCUUCCCAAAACCCCGCAAGCAGAAAAGCCCAAAAGGCUCAACUGGCUCCGUCGCAAGAAAAGCCCGAAAUGACUCGUCCUGUCAGCAUGUAAAACGCAUUGGAAAAACCUGGUUUUACCAAAUACGCAUCAGUGUCUUAAACCCCACGAGGGAAACGCAAUACAGCAACCAUUUUCUCAAUAACUCGUGGUCAGUUUUGAAAUCAACAUCCGUCGGCUAAAGGACCAGGUCGGUUCAUUUCACAAGCAAAAUCAAGCAUACAAAUGGCACAUAAUCAGAAGCCAAAAUCAGUCAACUCCUUGAAAAAUACAGGCAAAACACAAGUUCGAACUCAAAUCACAGGGCCCAACUUUCAAAACCAAGAAAAGCCGAACUUCGUCCAGUUCACAAGCCUUGAAAAUCAAGAUAAAAACGCGCUGUCGCCUUUCUUUUUUCUUUUUGGUAGAUGAAU
This is a messenger RNA of Notodromas monacha, 2463 nucleotides long. The record is from the annotation of a GenBank genome assembly. NCBI's taxonomy places the organism in Eukaryota, Metazoa, Arthropoda, Ostracoda, Podocopida, Cyprididae.